AUGUCCACACACUCCUUCAGUACCGUUACAGGGCGACAUUCAAGAACAGCAACACAGGAGGAACUCGUGCACCUGGAUGAAUCACCCAUUAUCGAGGCAGACCACAACGACGACGAUCAUGCCGUCUUUGACGACGAGGACCUCGACUCCUUGGAUUUAAACAUCCUGACCCCCCGGCAGUACGACCAUUUGAUAGAUCCCUUCGACAAAAACCCGACAUUGCCUUCCUUAUCUUCCAACCUGUCGAGUAAUACAGCGGCAGCAGAGGAUACGGCUCGACAUAGUUCGCAAGGAUAUCACCACAGUCAUUCCUCUCAGUCUUCAAUGGCCAGCUACAAACGACAUGUCAAGAAAGCAAGUCAACUCAGCAGCGGGGUUGCCACCGUCAAAGGGAUGGGUGCUUCGAUAAAUGCCCAACACCAUUCCAUCGACUCGUCUGCUUCUUCCCCGUCAUCACCCUCAGCGCUGUCGAUAUCGUCCAGGAGAUACUCGUCUGCAUCUUCAGCAUCGCGUCAGCAGCAACAAGGAGCUGAGGAGAUGAUGUUUGCGUCGCCCGACUACCGAAAGAGUUUGUCCAUGAGUGUUCAGAGUGAUGCCGCAAUAGAUAUCUCUGGUGGUCAUUCGGCUCGAGGAUCCUCUGUCGUUCCUUCCGAUGCUCCGCAAUAUUCCAAUCUACUCCGAGAUGCGACGUGGAUGAUUGAACAACAGCACCUGCAGGACGGCAACGCCACAUCAUCACAUAACCGUGCCAGUCAUUCUUCUGAAGGCAGUCAGAACGCAUCCCACAUUAUCAACAAAGGAUCUGGUGACCACGUCUCCUCCCUGUCCUCAAUAGAAUCCUCUAGAGCUGGAACACGGUCCACCAUCAACUCUCCUUCGCUUUCAAUGACAGGAGUGACGAACGCACCCACUUGCAGCUCAAGUAACAGAGGAAAUAUGACAAUAUCUCGGUCAAGGCGAUUCUCUGCACCUGGUAGCCAAUACUCGGGGCAUGGAUCGAUUUCUUCAGUCUCCAGGCCAUUGGCUCUAUCCUCUUCCACCUAUGAGCUACCACCACCUUCAGCAACGUCAGGCCAGGAAUUUUUGUCGUUCUCAAGUGCAUCCGGCGCGAGGGCUUCUCAGGCAGAGGGCUUACAACAAACAAACACUCUGUCGUCGCAGCAAGACAUCAACAGUAGCAGCGAAGAGGGUGACUUACAGUAUCAACACUUUCGGGAAGCAGAUCAUCGAGCAAAAUAUACCGUUCAGUCUUUACAGCACCAUUCAACAAUGGAGCCGUACUCCUCCUCCAACAGUCGCAGCUCCAUUGGGACAGAGGUAGGCAUUGCGGGUCCUUCAAUCAGCCCUUCAUCAACCCUGGCAAACUUGAUCUCGCCCAACCAGCCUCAGCUCCAACGGGACUAUCGACCGGGUGUUGUGUUUGAGUAUUACGAAGGCGAGUGGGACUGGCUCCCCAACUUUGACGAGAUGCGCCCGGACCAUGUAGGAAUCGUUGGCAACUUUAUGAUUGAUGACACCACCGAACGGGAUCUCUUCCGACCACAGGUCUACACCGGCCCUGCAGGAAAGAAGAGUAAUGAGUUUGGGACGGGUGGCCAAUGGCCUACGGAAUAUCAACCCCGGCGGCCCUACAAGGAGUCUGGCAACUUUGCGGUCCGGUUUACAACCCAUAUGGACAUUACACAAGACGGUGUUUAUUCUUUCUGGCUAUCGUCGAAUGAUGGGUCUGUGCUCUACAUUUCGAACACUCUCGUUGUCGAGAACGAUGGGAUGCAUUAUUCGACCGAGGCAGAAGGCAGGAUUCUACUGCAGACGGGUAGACAUCUGAUGACGGUCGAAUUCUUUCACAGGAAUGGAAAGAUGCUGGAGGGGUUUCGAUCGACCGGCCCCUCCUUGGUCGUCAGCUAUCGAGCUCCUGGACCUGUUUGGUCAUUCGGACUCAAAGCUGGACCCAAACGUGUCUACGGUACAGAUGACGAUUCGUCGAUGAUGAUGGAGCGAGGAAGUGGGUGUUUGUCUCCAACAGAGUCUAGGCGGUCAUAUGGUGGAUUUAGGCAGGAUUGGCACCAAGCAAGCGGCGGACUCGGCCAGUCUCACCAACAGCAGCAGUAUCAACAGUCGCAACUAGGGCGACCAACGAGACAUCGUAUGAUGAGUGGAGAUAUGGGUCAGAUGCAACUCUCGACGCGCGAGCUUCAAGUUCAGAUGGAUAAUGCAAAGACGACGAUCAAGGAUCUUGAGCAGGUGAGUGGCAGCAUGCCUGUCGUGUCAUAG
This is a messenger RNA of Linnemannia hyalina, 2274 nucleotides long. NCBI's taxonomy places the organism in Eukaryota, Fungi, Mortierellomycota, Mortierellomycetes, Mortierellales, Mortierellaceae. The record is from the annotation of a GenBank genome assembly.